AUGUUGCACCGCAGAGUUCCACUACUUCAGAUGAUCUGCUUGGCUCUUAUCAGCGUCACAAGUGUCGCCGGUACCUGUUUCUCUGAGUGUGUCAUUCCAACGGUGACGCAGCAUAACAAGUGGAACAAGCAGACAUGUCCUUGGGGCGACCUCACAGCAGACCGGGCCAGCCCACACGACAUGCCCGACACCGGAAUCACACGGAGCUAUGAGUUCACCAUCUCGCGAGCGAAUAUGUCCCCAGAUGGCGUUACGCGGUCCAUGAUAGUCGUUAACGGCCAGUUCCCAGGACCUGCCAUUGAGGCCAACUGGGGCGACUGGAUCGAAGUCACACUGGUGAAUAAGAUCAAGGACCCCGGCGAGGGUGCCGCCAUUCACUGGCACGGAAUCCGCCAGGUUGGGACUCCGUGGAUGGAUGGUGUGCCAUCAACUACCCAAUGCCCUAUCCCUCCGGGCCACAGGUUCACGUACAGGUUCCGUGCCGACGAGUACGGUUCGAGCUUCUGGCAUUCCCAUGUCGGGUCACAGUACUCUGCAGGUGCUUUUGGCGCCAUCGUUGUUCAUGGACCAAAACAUCAAGACGCCCACUAUGAUGAAGAUCUCGGUCCCGUCUUUCUGACGGACUGGUACCAUGCCGACACUCGUGACAUUGUCAAAGGCGUCGUGGGCCUUCCAGCACCACUGACACAGCCAUAUUCGGACAACAACCUGAUUAAUGGCCGCAUGCCUUUCGAUUGUACAAACGCAAACAUCACGGCAUUUAACCGAACAUGUACCAGCGAUGCCGACUACUCGAGGUACAGAUUCACCAGAGGAAAGACGUAUCGUCUUCGUCUUCUGAAUAUUGGCAGCCAGGGCAUGCAGAGAUUCACCAUUGACGGCAUGAAGAUGAAGGUGUUGGCCCAGGACUUUAUCCCCGUUGUUCCGUACACGACCGAUGUUGUUACCAUUGGAAUCGGCCAGCGUACCGACGUCUUGGUUACCGCUACAGGAAGUUCGGCCGACGCCAUCUGGAUGAGGUCCGACGUUAGUCCGACGUGUUCUGUCAGCACCCAGGGUCACGCACUGGCUGCCAUUUACUACGAGAAAGCGGACACAUCCGUCCUGCCCAACUCCACUGCGACAGUCUACGACGACUCAUUCUGCGGAAAUACCUUUCGGGCAGACUUUGAACACCCAAUCCUCCUCCUCGAGAACCAGGGUAGUAGUACCACGCCCUCAUACGUCCAAAACCCCGAACGCAUGACCUACAACGUCGGCAGCAACAGCUCCGUCCGGAUCAUCCUGAACAACUACAGCUUCAACAACCGGAGCCAGCACCCGAUCCACUUCCACGGGCACGACUUCUGGAUCGUAGCAGAGGGCGUGGGCAAGUGGGACGGUGUGGUGCCCCCCAAAAGCCUCAACAAUCCGAUGCGUCGCGACACGCACAUCUUGCAGCCCGGAAAACCUGACGGACGGCCCGGAUACAUGGUCAUGGACUUUGUUACCGACAAUCCGGGGGUGUGGCCGUUGCAUUGCCAUUUGGCGUGGCAUGUUAGUGCGGGUCUUUAUGUGAAUAUUUUGGAACGACCUGAUGAGAUUGCGAAUCUCACAAUUCCUGACGUGGCUGGCAAAUCCUGCAGAGAGUGGACUUCGUAUAGAAGGCCGUUGGACCCGGUUAUAGAUUCAGGUGUGUGA
Molecule: messenger RNA, 1680 nt
Organism: Sordaria macrospora k-hell
Lineage: Eukaryota; Fungi; Ascomycota; Sordariomycetes; Sordariales; Sordariaceae
Source: RefSeq, a predicted model, not a curated record